AUGUCAACCACCCCGCCACGACUGCCACAGCUUCAGGGCCUCACCCCGCUGCGCUUCUCGCCCUACCGACGCAGCGGCAACAGUCCUCGAAGCAAACGACUCAGCAACUACCGACGAGACGGACACAAACACCCCUCCCACAACAAGCAGGGAGUCGCAUCCAAGACGCUGGCGACCUCGACGUCGAUGGACUCGCUGGCGUCCAUCUCGUCCGUGUCGGCGGACGUGAUUUUCCAGGACCUACGCAAGAGCGAGGUCAACUAUCUGGAGGAGCUCCAGCUACUGAUCCAGAGCGAUCUGAGCCCGCGAAUGACCUCGGUUGUCAGAAAGCUCAAGUUGCUGCACGAUAACAUGCCCACAGAUGGCUUUUUCAAUUGGGCCCGAGACGUUACUCCCCUAUACGCCUCUUAUAUUUCCGAAUACACCAUCGACGCCACCACAUCAACACACAUGCUCUAUCUUCUCAAGCGCCCCCUUGUGCGAAUCCGGUACCUCGCUAAGGUGAUGAAGAAGCUGGCAGAAAACUCGCCUGAGUUUGAGAGCAGACGCCAGACCGCUAUCAAGUUCAGAGACCUCACACGUCUGGCACGUGACCGAGCCGAGUCUGAGCGAGAGCGGGUCGAUCUCACCACCUUCAACUUUGACCGGGUUGUUCACUUUGACAACCUCCAGGAGACGUACGACGACUUUGACUACACCACCACCCUGCAUCGAGACUACUUUGAAAUGUGUGUCAAACACCGAAGUGGAAAGUCCUUUGAGAAGAAAAUGGUCGAGGUGUUUCUGGUCACAGACACAGUCACCCCCAACAAGGGUAUGCCAAGCAACAAGAUUUCGGCCGAUGCAUUCACAGACACCUUCCAGGGCUUAGCUAUUUGUGCUCUUGAAGACCCCGGCCGAAGUCUUCUUUUCCCUCGGUUCAAGAGAGGCGACUUUGUGCUGGUUGAGCAGCCCAAGUCCCGUCUUUCCAGUCGACAGGCCAAGUACGAAAUCGUGCUGCAAGCAUCCAACCACAGCACAGUGGUGUUAUACUGCCCAGAGUUGGACCAGGUGAAGCUGUGGUCACGAGUUCUGGGCCACCUGUUUGGCCAUGUGACCGAUUAUUCUGCUUCCAAGGCGUCUUCCGAUCUGCUAAAACUCACUUUUGGCCGUGAGUAUUCCUUCGGCAUUGAGUCUUCUCGCAUUCUUGCUGGAGGCGGCGGUCUCGGAAUUGAGAUCAAGGAGGAGAAACAGGAGGAAGUAAACAAAAAGGAGAAGCUUGUGGACAAGCCCCUACCUCGAGACAUCAAGAACGUUCCCCAAUUGGAAUCGUCCUUGUCUCUGGGUGACUCUCUGUUUGGAGAGUCUCUCGACAAGUUCAAGUACGACAAGCCCGUUGAGGCUCUGAACGUUGUCAAGAACAAAAAGGAAGAGAAAGAGCAGAUCAAGCCUGCACCAACUACUGCCCCCCCUCCUCCUCCUGCUCCCACUGUGGCCGCUCCUGCUCCUCCUUCCAAGCCCUCGUUUGCAGCAGCAGCCCUUGUUGCCAGUGACGUGACCAAGGGUGAUUCUGUCAAGCCCGUUGACGUUAUCAAGCUCGUCACUGAGGCACCAUCUCAGUCCACAUCUAUGGAAUCGUUCACCAGCGAAAUUAUGGAUCGAGGAAGCAGCGAUUCCAGCUGGAGCGAGUUGGAGGAGGAAGAUGUUGAGGAGGAAGUCGAGGAGGAGGAAACCAAGCCUCUCGUCCGAGAUGAGUCGCGUGGCUCCGUUGAUUUGCCCAUCAUCGAGCCCAAAGAGUGCUCCUCACCUGCAUCCACUCUGCGACCCAUGUCGGCCUAUGAGACCGCCUCCGAGCAGACCCCCGCCUCUCCUAACUUCCCUCCUCGGCCUAGAGACAACUCUGCCGCCAUUGCUACCCGCCGAUGUGCUGCAGCCACUUCUCUGGUCGAGGCCCGGGUUCCGGCAGCCAACAGAGAUGCCUUUAACAAGUCUUCUUCUGUGAUUGGCGGCAACCAGUACGAGACCAUGACGUCGUUCACCGCCAAUACCACCCCAAGCGGCUUGAAGCCUCUGCCCUGGAAAUCCUCGGCAAUGCUGCGAUCAAACAGGUUCGUGCCUCUGCCUCCGGACGGCGCCCAGAGCAAGUUUUCCCCCGAGCUUGAGGAGGACAGUGGCUUCAAGUUUGGCAAAAAGUGGUGGUCGCGAAGCGGGAAGACCAAGGAGGCCAAGCGGCAGGAGAAGGAAACGAAGCGGCUGGAGAAAGAGGCUGUGAAGGAGCGCGAGCGACUCUGGUACGAGAACAACAAGAAGGAGAAGGAGGAUAGACUGCGGGAGAUGCGACGUGAGAAGGAGAAGACUGUGGUGGCCGAGGAAGCCGUGAGUGAGCAUACUCCUGCCACCAAGAGCCGCAACGCCUUUGCUGCUCUCAAGACCGUCUCUCAGCUGGUCAAGUCCAAGCCUCCCACUUUCGAGCCCACUUUCCAGAUGAUCCAGCCCAAGUCCGAUUACUCUGCCAGUCCUUCAUCUCUGUCGUCUUGUUCCAUUGACACUCCCCGAAUGUCUGCUCUUCUGCCCUCCCCUCUGGUGCUACAGAACCCCGCUCGAAAUCAGCCUGCUACUGUUGAGCAAAACAACACUGGAUUUGACGCUGUUCCUGUUGAGCGAGUGGACGGCUUUGAGAUGGUGUCUCCCACUCAGAAUGCCAUGACUGCCCCCCUUCCUCAGGUGCCGGUUAUGCAGUCUACUCAGGACGUACCUCCUGUGCCCACAGUCAAGGUUGAGGCUCCCACUCCUGUCGUUGCGUCUAUUCCUGUUGUGCCUACCAUUGCUGCCGCCUUUGCGAGCACCAAGGCGGCCAAGGUUCCUGUGGCAGCACCUCCUGUUCCUGCUGCACCUGUUUCGGCACCACCCGUUCCUCAGACUGCUUCUACCAUGCCCUACAACAUGGACAACUCUUCUGUGGCCACCAUCACUGCCACGAACAUUUCCACAGCUGACAUUGCCACCGAAGCUUCUGCGUCCACAUCCAGCUUCGUAACUGCCCCCUCUGUCUCCCCUCCUAAGAAGCUUGCUCCCCCUCCUCCUCCUUCUCGACGAAAGAACAGUGCUUCUUCCACCGCCUCGUCGUCGUCCAUCAAGUCCGAUCUGCAGGCCAUGUCCCGGUCGCUCAACGAGUCUCUGUCUCGUUCUGCCUCCCAGUCAAUGAGCACUUCCACUUCGACUUCCACAAUCGCCUCCCUUGCUAAUGAAGAGAAGGAGUUGAUGCGAAGUGGCAGCAUCCACAGCUCAGCUGAUGUUGCUGCCACUGUUGUGAAACAGCUCGAGGCCCCCUCUCGAUCGCCCUCUCUCUCGCACCACCUCCGGUCGGCCAAAUCCAUGGACUCUCUACCCUCUUCCAUCUCUUCCAAGAGCAUUGCCAGCAUGGGACGGGAGGAUUCCGGAUUCAGUUUCCUUGAACCUGGUUUCUUCGGCAACAGUGAGCAACAGGAACAGGACCAUGAGCACAACUCUGACUCUGACUCCGACGCUGACUCUGUCCAUCUGCUUGAUACUCCUGAGAUCGAGCAGCUGGAAAUGACGCAAGUCAAGGCAAAGGCCGUGAUGGUCACCUCCAAGCUCCCCUCAGAGCCCUCGGACUCGUCCAUUUCGUCCAAGCGAUCCAUUGCGUCUGGUACAUCGUCUACGUCGGUCACCUCGGCCUCCUCCUCCAAGAACUCCAUCCGAUUCACUCCACUGAGAAACGCAAAGUCCGAAGAGAUGCUGCUCAAGUCUGGCCCUUCGUCCUUCAACAAGGCCGCGUCCACCUCGUCUUCUUCGUCCGAGGAAUCUGAGGAGUCUGAUACUCUUGCUCCCCUGAUCAAGGUCAAGCAGCGAGUGUCACGAGUGGGUUCUCCUGCCGAGUGUCUGGCAGCUCCUGCGGUGGUCACCUCUGUCAAUGACGGUACUACCAUCUUCACUGUCAACGCCUUCACUUCUCGGUGGAAGGGCAACUCUUGGGAGACACUGUCUGAUUCGAUGAUUGCUCUCAAGGUGUGUAUUGGCUCUGAGGGCGGUCGUCUAGAAGUUGGUGCCAACUCCAUUCUGCUCAACAAGCAGUCUGCUCUGCGACGAGGAACCGCUGUCGAUGUGCAGCUCCGCCAGUCGACGGAUAUUUACUCGUUCCGACUGCGAAACUCCCGGGAAGCCGACGCACUGCUGUCGGCAUGCAACUCGGCCAAAAAGGACCUUGUGGAGCGACCCCUCGUCUCCAACCGGUCUUCCUACACGGCCUCCAUCUGCUCAGAUAGCUCUUUGGGUACCGUGGGUUCUGGAUCUGGCCCCUUGAGUCUCAAGCCCCGAAACAAGCUGUCUCUGCUGGCCCAGGACGAUGGACUUCUGCUUCUGCAGAAUCUCAAGGCUAGACUUUUCCUGUCUCCUCGAAUGUCCAAGCUCUGGCUUGGUCUGGGCGUGGGGCUGGUCACCGUUAACGUGUCCACCGAGGAUCUGAUGACCAAUGCCAAGACGGUGACUAUGAAGCAGCAGGGUUUUGGAGAAGCCGUGUUUUCGGGCUCUCUCCCCGCCCAGGCCUUUGCCAAGGACGGCAAUGGCAUCCGGGUGUACGCUGACUAUCAGCAGCUCGGCCACGACGCCAUGUCUCAACGAGACCUGUCGUCUAACGUUUACUACCUCCAGUUGAAGGGUGAAAAGGAGGUUGAUAGAGUGUUUGAAAUCUUUACCACCAGUUAG
Molecule: messenger RNA, 4704 nt
Organism: Yarrowia lipolytica CLIB122
Lineage: Eukaryota; Fungi; Ascomycota; Dipodascomycetes; Dipodascales
Cellular component (GO): spliceosomal complex
Molecular function (GO): oxidoreductase activity
Source: RefSeq, a predicted model, not a curated record